GGUGUGAGCAAAUGUGUGUUUUUAAAGGAUUUUGCCACCAUCGACAGAAAAGCUGGGAUAACUUUUUGGAAUUCAGCCUAGGAGGUCCUCUUUGGUGUUACGCUCUCUGCGAGAUUCCCAUCUCCUCUCUUUCCUUGUGAAAAAAAAAUCAGAGUUUUCCUUUAUCCUGAAGAACUCAGUGUGUUGAGCGUCAGGAUGUACAGCUUCAUGGGAGGAGGCCUUUUCUGUGCCAUCGUGGCCAACAUCCUCCUGGUGGUGUCCACAGCCACUGAUUACUGGAUGCAGUACCGCCUAUCAGGCAGCUUCGCUCACCAGGGCCUGUGGCGCUACUGCAUGUCGGGCAAGUGCUACAUGCAGACGGACAGCAUUGCAUACUGGAACGCCACAAGGGCCUUCAUGAUCCUGUCAUCGAUGUCAUGCUUCGCAGGGAUCAUCGCCGGCAUUCUUUCCUUCACCCACUUCUCUGGCUUUGAGAGAUUCAGUCGUUCCUUUGCUGCAGGGAUCAUGUUUUUUGUUUCAACUCUCUUCGUUUUUCUGGCCAUGGCGAUCUACACCGGGGUGACGGUGAACUUCCUGGGAAAGCGCUUUGGUGACUGGCGCUUCUCCUGGUCCUACAUACUCGGCUGGGUUGCUCUGCUCAUGACCUUUUUUGCAGGUAUAUUUUACAUGUGUGCUUACAGGAUGCACGAGUGCAGGCGAGUCGCUGGAUCACGCUAGGUGGAUAAAAACUAAAGGAAUAAAACCACAAGAAGAAUCCAUACCAAAAAGGAAUAUAUUGUAAUAUGUUGUUAGUAUAUUGCUAAACAUAAAUGAAAGAUAUUAUAGUACAUACUGACUGUAUAGGAAAAAUAGACAAGAAUAAGCAGUUAGUAAGCCUCUUUCCAGGAAAAUCAAGUCACUUACUGACAUCAGUCUCAAGAGUAAUUGACAGUAAAUAGUGGAAAAGCAUUAAAAAUGUCCUGAAGUUAAUGGCA
Molecule: messenger RNA, 974 nt
Organism: Pangasianodon hypophthalmus (striped catfish)
Lineage: Eukaryota; Metazoa; Chordata; Actinopteri; Siluriformes; Pangasiidae
Gene: lim2.5
Product: lens intrinsic membrane protein 2.5
Exons: 5
Coding region: 196-717 (173 amino acids)
Cellular component (GO): plasma membrane
Molecular function (GO): structural constituent of eye lens
Source: RefSeq, a predicted model, not a curated record